This is a messenger RNA of Naumovozyma castellii, 873 nucleotides long. It is a transcript of the gene PRP21, whose product is annotated as Prp21p. The transcript has a single exon. Bases 1 to 873 code for a protein of 290 amino acids. NCBI's taxonomy places the organism in Eukaryota, Fungi, Ascomycota, Saccharomycetes, Saccharomycetales, Saccharomycetaceae. The record is from RefSeq and is a predicted model, not a curated record.
AUGGCACCUAGUGAUACGAGAACAGUUAAUAAAGAACCAUAUAAAUUCAUAUUCUCAAACUAUGAGAAGACUGUUGCUCCCAGCGAUUUGGAGGUAAUAAAAAACACAGCAUUGCUCUAUGUUUCUAAAGAAUACUCAACUAUUAAGCAUUUGCAAAAGGAUUUAGAUAGGCUCUUUAAAGGUGACGAUGGGGUUCUGUUUCAAUUCUUGGAAACAGAGCACCCUUUGCAUACGUUAUUCACUCAAUUUAUUAAACAAUACAGGGAUGUGAAGAAAGCACUACCUUUGACUAAAAAUGUAAUUAAAAACCCUGGGAAGGACUCUCAAAUUGAGUUAUUACAAAUGUGUUUUGACAGAGCUGAAUAUUACGAAUACUCAAGUGAACAGAAGUCAGAAGUGGAAAAGUUAAAACAUUUGGAAAAGGUUCAAUUUGCUUCUUUCGAGUGGAACAAAUUCGAGAUAAUUAAAGUAGUUAAUGAGGGAGCGAGUGUUAUAUAUAAGGAACCUCUUGAUUUCAAAAAGUUGCACCAAAGGAAUAUCAGAGAUUCCUUCCAAUCAAUAUUUAAAGAAUCAGCCAAAGAAGAAACGGAAGUGGAAACCCCAAGAGUUAAUAAAAGAAAAAUGAAAAUUAGAGCUGCAGGUGAAAUGAGGUUAAGAAAACUCAAGAAAAAUGACCGUAGUGAAAAGAAACAAAUUGAAUGUCCUAUUACUCAUAGACUGAUAGACGAGGACAAAUUUGACAGACAUUUACAAAUAUUACUAACUGAUCCAAAUUAUAAACAGGAAAGAGAUAAAUAUCAAGAAAAACAUCAUUUGUCAAACUUAUCGUUUGAUGAUAUCUAUGCCAAUUUGAAGAGGGUGGUUAAAAAAUAA